AUGGCGAGCAGACAGGGUCGGACUUCUUCUCUGAACUUCACCAUCGACAACAUCCUCAACUUGAGGCACGACAAGAGGCCCGCGGAGAAAAAGUGUGACUUUCCAAAAGGAGGCGAAAGGGACGUUGGGACAUGCUUUGAGGAGGAAGUGUGGGACGUCCACAGGAGGAAGGACGGUGGACACCAGGAAACAGCGGCAGGCAAAGCAAACGCGGACCCUGGAACGUCAGAACCAGGACUCCUGCCGCCACCGCCACCACCAAGCAGGAAGAAGACGCGCACCAUCUUCUCGAAAAGGCAGAUCUUCCAGCUGGAGGCCACCUUUGGGGUGAAGCGCUACCUGAGCAGCUCCGAGCGAGCGGGCCUGGCCCGUGCCCUGCAGCUCACAGAGACCCAGGUCAAGAUCUGGUUCCAGAACCGACGCAACAAACUCAAGAGGCAGCUGUCCACGUCCUCGCUGGACGCGGCCGUGGUGGAGAACAUACUUUCCAAAGGCAGUAAGCACCUGCAGGCUGGAUGUUUGCUAACGCUGGGCUUUCCCGUGUGGCACCAAGACCCACACGCCGAGCCCUACAUCUACUUCUCCGACUCCGCUAAAUAUUUGGGACUGUUUGGUGGACACGGGUGACUUUUUAUAAUAAUAACAUAUUAAAACAUUAGACAAGCAUGUGACACUUUUUGUUCACUUUUUGAAAAAAACAUAUACAUACUGUAUAUAUGAAUGAAUGUACUUUUUUAUAUAUUAUUUCUAUGUUAUGUAUUUA
Doryrhamphus excisus (bluestripe pipefish) is the source of this 763-nucleotide messenger RNA. Its product is annotated as homeobox protein HMX1-like. Gene Ontology annotation, biological process: regulation of transcription by RNA polymerase II. Gene Ontology annotation, molecular function: RNA polymerase II transcription regulatory region sequence-specific DNA binding; DNA-binding transcription factor activity, RNA polymerase II-specific. Lineage: Eukaryota; Metazoa; Chordata; Actinopteri; Syngnathiformes; Syngnathidae. Gene Ontology annotation, cellular component: nucleus. The record is from RefSeq and is a predicted model, not a curated record.